Molecule: messenger RNA, 2652 nt
Organism: Salpingoeca rosetta
Lineage: Eukaryota; Choanoflagellata; Craspedida; Salpingoecidae
Exons: 6
Coding region: 76-2415 (779 amino acids)
Source: RefSeq, a predicted model, not a curated record
GUGGAGGAGGCGGUGACGUAUUGUUUUGGUUUGUGCGCCGCCUUUUGGUUUUGUGGUCCUGCCAACAGUGAGUGGAUGUUGUUGUGCCGUGUUCAUUCCACAUCACGCUCGCAUCACCCAUCCACACCAGUCGAGAUGAACGCCUCGCUUCUCGCACACGCGAUGCUGGUGCUGCUGGUGCUGCUGGUGCUGCUUGGUAUGUCGUCCUUGAUGACGACCGACGCUGCUGCAGCUCGCUUCGACGAAGCGGCCUUUCAACAGCAAGUGCAGCGCCUCCAAGCAGCCACAGCAGGCCAGGUGUUUGUGUAUGACAGCUCGUGGCUGCUGAACGAGACCGCUGUUGACCCACCAACGUACUACCAAACAACACAGCUCCUCGCUGCCAUUCAGGGCAUCGUGAACCGGGAUCAGCCACAGCUGUUCUUGAACCACACCCCUGCCGACGCAGCAUGGUUCCCAUUCAUCCAACAAACGUGGUUCAAGGACGUCCAGUUUCAAACGCUGGACACCGUCGACGACAUCUUGGACAAGUACAUGCAACACUUCAAUGGCACUGCCAUCUAUGACACGAACGUGCCGUCGACGUCACUGGUGGCUGCGUCGCUCGCUGGCGCUUACAAUCUACUUCCCGUUGCCUUUGACCCCAACGGCGACCCGAACAGCUGGUACUCGCAGCUUGUGCACACGCGCAAGAUGCGUGUGGCCUACAACCUCACGGGCAAGUUUGACGGGCGCGUGACUGGCAGCAGCAAGUGCGAUGCGUACAUGUGGGCCAUCGACGAGCUCAUCCGCACCGGCGCGUGCACCCCACACGUGCACGGGUACAUGAUUGACUACUUCUGGACGGGCGUGGCGUCCAAGGCGCCGCGGUUGGGCAACACCAUCCCCAACCAGGAUUACGUCAUUGCGCGACGUGGGUUCUUCUGGGACCUCGAUGUGUGGCAGGACCAGGCCCCAAAUGACGACCCACACCAGCCGCUCGGCACAGACUACCACACCCUCGUCGCCAUCAUGAACGCAUCCAACGCCCAAAUGACAGCAACACAAAGCAAGGACGAGCAUGGGCACAUGAUCCAUGUCGUGGGCUUCGUACCAUGGGCAUUCAAGUAUGUGAACGAGAAGCAUCAAGGCGUAGCUACGGAGUGGAAGAUGGUGCAGGUGCUAUCGGCGUACAACGCAUUUGUGGAUGCAGACGCGUGCUGCAUCGAGGCCAUGGCAAACGCAGCCUUCUACUCCACCUUGCCGCUGCCUUCCCGCUUUGUGCAGCAGCCACCACUCUCACUGCCACAACUUCAGAGCAAAGGGUAUGUGCAGGCCAAGACGCGCGCCGUUGUGCCGCGCAUGUACAUCUCCUUCUACGUCGGCGACUACGACAGCGCCGCGUGGGUGUACAACGAGCUCAAGGCGCGCUGGGACGACGGCAACCGCGGCAGCGUGCCGCUCGGCUGGGCCGUGGACGCUGAGCUGAGCUGGCGCUUCCCGCCAGCCUUCAUGUACGCGCUGGGCAGCACGACGGCCUCCGAUCGCCUCAUCAGCGGUGAUAGCGGUGCCGGGUACCUCAACCCGACGCAGCUGCUCCCGCCACGUUCGCCGUCCAGCUAUCCUUCCGCAAAUGCGUCGUGGAUUGCGCAUAACAUUCCGCUGUUCCGCCAGUUUGACAUGAGGUUCACGGGGUUUCUCAUCAACGGGGAUGCCGGCGCCAUGACGCCAGAGGCCGAGCGCAUGUACGCGCCCUUCUCCGCGCUGGGCGUGGUGGACGAACUCAACCCGGCACAGGGCGCACCGACGCGUCUGAACGGCAACAUGCCCGUUUUCUCGCAGCAGGACCUCCCUUCCGACGGCAACGCCACGCGCGCUGCCAGCAUCAUUGCGGGCAGAUACAACGCGUCCAACCCCAACCCGCAGUUCUUUGUCUGGCGCAACGUGCUGCAGACGCCAACGUACUACAAGCAGCUAGUGCAGGAGGUGCGGGCGCUUGCCGGCGAUAACGUCGCUGUUGUGGACCCGCACGUGCUGUCGGCGCUCGCACGCGCGCACCUCGGUGGCGACACAGAUCACCAGGUGUCGUACGAGCCCGAGAUUAUCGCGCCAUUGUACCCAGUCGUCAGCGCCCCCGUCACCGUCAACAUGACCGUGCGCAACGAUGGCUGGGGCGACAUCAGCCCGCACGCAACCCUGUGCGCCGGCUUCAGGUCAUCAUCAUCGUUGCCGUUGUCGUCAGCGUCUGACCUGACGUGUGUGCCGUUGGGGGUGACUGUUGGCAGCGGUGAGCGCGCAUCUGCCGCUGCACACUUGCGUGCGCCAGGCGCGUCUGGCACGUAUGUGCUUGAGUACCAGCUUGUUCUGCCCGACGGCCGCGGCUUGGAUGAAUGGGGCAACCCACCUGUCCAGGUGGAAGUGCAAGUGGGCUGGUGAAGACGAAAGGAGCGUUGAGAGGAGAUGAAGAUGGCUGAGGAGAGAGGGCAGAAGAAAGUAGGGAAUGGAGGUGGGUGGGGAAUGAAGGAAAGGAGAGUGGUGCUGGGUGGUGACAUGGUGACACGCUCAUCCGUGGUGCGACACGAGGGUGUACGAUGGCGCCAUGCUUGAGUUCUGUUAUAUUACAUUCCGUUUGGUGGUUUUGUAGCUUCGCCUGUUUGUUUGCUUGUUCCGUGU